UACUCGGGCUCCAGGGUAGGCUGCACCCAUCCUGCGGACAGCGUCGUCCGGUGCUCUGCUGUGGUGAAGCUUUCCGGGAUCUUCCAGGGCCGCCAUGGCAGAGCCCCAACCGGCGGCCGGCGGCCUCACCGACGAGGUCGCCCUCAGCUACUGCUCUGACGCGGACCCCAGCACCAAGGAUUUUCUAUUGCAGCAAACGAUGCUAAGGAUUAAGGAUCCUAAGAAGUCACUGGAUUUUUAUACUAGAAUUCUUGGACUGACGCUGCUCCAAAAGUUUGAUUUUCCUAGUAUGAAAUUUUCACUCUAUUUCUUGGCUUAUGAGGAUAAGAACGACAUCCCCAAAGACAAGAAUGAGAGAACAGCAUGGACGUUUUCCAGAAAAGCUGCGCUCGAGCUCACACACAACUGGGGCACAGAAGAUGAUGAGACCCAGAGUUACCACAACGGCAACUCAGACCCUCGGGGAUUUGGUCACAUUGGAAUUGCGGUUCCUGAUGUAUAUGGUGCCUGUAAAAGAUUUGAAGAGCUGGGAGUUAAGUUUGUGAAGAAACCUGAUGAAGGUAAAAUGAAAGGUCUGGCAUUUAUUCAAGAUCCUGAUGGCUACUGGAUCGAAAUUUUGAAUCCUAACCAAACAGCAGAGAUUAUUUCGCUGUGAGAAUGCUCCCUUGAGGUGUCAGUGAAGAUGGGAUGGAACCGUGUGGCUUGGGUGCUCAGACACCAGAAGCCUCGAGCACUGUUGUAAUACAGUCCCAGUUCCCAUUAUCCGGAAGUCCAUUUCCCUUUCCUACUUAGCUGUGUGGUUUUUGUUUUUCUGUUUUUAAUUUCCCUGCACCUGUAUAGCUAACCUGAUUUUGAAGUAGCACUUUAUCUUGUGACCUUGACUGUCGCAGUGCAGCUUUACCCUUCAGGUAGUAAUGGGAGCAGUUCCCUCAGAGGCUGCGUUUGCUGCCUUCUGUCUCUUAAAUACGUCUCUUCAAGUCUGCUUUUGAUUCAUCAGUUAAAUUUCUUUUUAAACUUUUUUCUUUGUGUCCAUUACCUUCUGGGGUUUUGAUUCCUCAGAAAUAACUUUUCACAAUGGAAAAUAAAGAACACUGAACAGAAAUGAAACUUUUUGUGUACUUCAAACAGCAUAAAGUGUUUAUUUUACAAAAGAGAAGGUGCUCUUUGAGAGCAAUUCAGAAUCAUGCUGACAAGGAUACUGAUAGAAAUACUAAUUUUUUGUACGUAUAAAAAUACUUUCCAAGUUCAAGGACUAGCUUACUUCUUUGGGAAUGUGGGAGAGGGAUUCAUAUGGCUGGGUGCUGAGACAGUGGAUAGGCUGGAGCACACUGUCACUUUUACUACAGUUACCCUGUAAGAAAGAAAGCAGCUCGUCAUAAAAUGACCUUUUGGCCUGAAGGCAGCAUGGAGAGGGUGAGUGCUCAGGAUGUCAUCAUGCUUUGUGUUUAGAUUAGUCCUCAGGAUACUGUCCUGCUGUGAAGCCUGCAGUGAGGUUGGUCUGUGCCCUUUACUGAAGCUGGAACAGAGACAACCUGGGGAAGUGUAGAUGAUGCUUACAUUACUCAUGCAGAGCCUUCCCUACCCCAGGGUCUUCUUGAUGCUUGUAAUCAUUUAUGGUAAAUAAUGUUCAGUGGUAACUCAGAUAGCAUACCUUAACUUGGUGGUCCUCCUUGACUGACAUUUGAUGGGUCUUAAGGAGAUGAUUUUGAGCAUCUCUUGUGACUCAGAGAAUUAAAACAUCCAGUUUGAAAUCAAACUACAUUCAAAUUUUCUGUAGGCUCUAGUAGAAGACCUUAGGAUAGGUGAUGCCAAAUGUUCGUAAACCACUAGAAGCGCUUCAUAUUUUCUUUUUGGAUGAAUUGGAUUUAUGUGAGCAGUUUAAACAAAUCAUAGACUGAAAUAAAAAUUUAAAUAAUAGUUUAAUUUGCAAACUUCUGUCUAGCAAGCUCUUUCUUAUAAAAGGCUGCCCUUCAAGAGGGAUUUGAAAGGGAUUUGAAAGGCCCUGCAAAUUCAGGCAGAACCCAGAGUACACGUAUUCUGUACAGCCUAUAAUCCGGGUAGUUUCUAUGGGUAAAGAAGUGUGGGAAAGGAAAAGAAAUAAGGGAUAAAAGAUUUGGGAGGAUAAAGUACAGAGAGGAAAAAGCCAGCUAUCAAAAAGUGAAUCACAGCCAGGCUUUGCAGCACCACCUUUAACCCUAGCACUCGUGAGGCAGAGGCAGGCAGAUCUGUAUGAGACUGAGGUCUCCAUAGUGAGUUCCAGGCUAGUCAGGGCUUAUAGAGUAAGACCCUGUCUCAAAAAAAAAAAAAAAAAAGGGCAGGAAUUUAGGAAGACCCAUUUCUCAAUUACUAGGAUCACCCAGUGAAGGACUAUCCAAUUCAUAGCAAUUUGAACCUUAUUUCCAGGGAAAAAGACUUUUUUACUUGCUAAAUAAAUCUUGCCAAAAGAUAAGUCUAUUCCUUACAUUCAUUCCUAUAUACACUGAAAAAAAAAAUACAUAGCCAGGACUUGCCAGGAAUUUGGACAGCUCACUUCCAAAUUAACUUACCUGGGAAGCUGUGAUGGGAAGGAAGGAGCUUGGGCACUGGAAGCUUUGUCUCCAUAACAAGAAUACAGUCAGCGUAGACUGUUGGUCUGUGAGCCCUACACGGCUGAACCUGGGACUCUUGCUAAGAGCCGGUGCCUGAAGAAGAUCACUUAUUGCUUCCAGACACAGCAUACUGACCAGUAUGGCUUCAGUGUUUAUUUCUCACAGUUCAGGAGGCUGACAAAAGCAACACAGAUCCAGGGUCCUUUUGACUUGUGGACAAGUGCUUUCUGUGUCUUCCUAUGGUAGAGAAACCACCUUGUCUCUUACAAGAACACUCAUCCCAUUCAGAAGGGCUCCAUAACCAAACAGCCACCCAAAGAUCUCGUUUCCAAUACCAUCAUCUGGGGGGUUAGGGUUAGACAUGGGGAUUUGGAGGGAACCAAACCUGUUCAUGGCAUAGUGUAUAUAAAUAAUUCAUAGUAACAACUUUGGAGUGAAUUGUAUCCUAAAGAUGCUGCUGGUGAUAAGGAAAAUCAGAAAUUCUGGGAUGGGUUGAUAGAGACCUCAGAGAUUGCCAGAUUUCUAGCUCUCCUGUCAUUUUUAGCAGUUUUCUGUUUGGAUCAAUAACAUUUGUGACCAAAGACACUAAGUGUUGUGUGUUAGAUCAAUAAUGUAGUACAAAAAAGUAACCUGAUAUUCCUUAUUUGUCUCUAAUAAAGGCUGAAAACCCUUUCUCAAG
Molecule: messenger RNA, 3267 nt
Organism: Nannospalax galili (Upper Galilee mountains blind mole rat)
Lineage: Eukaryota; Metazoa; Chordata; Mammalia; Rodentia; Spalacidae
Gene: Glo1
Product: glyoxalase I
Exons: 6
Coding region: 95-655 (186 amino acids)
Molecular function (GO): metal ion binding; lactoylglutathione lyase activity
Source: RefSeq, a predicted model, not a curated record